This is a messenger RNA of Prunus armeniaca (apricot), 441 nucleotides long. The record is from the annotation of a GenBank genome assembly. NCBI's taxonomy places the organism in Eukaryota, Viridiplantae, Streptophyta, Magnoliopsida, Rosales, Rosaceae.
AUGGCAGCUUCCAUACAGCAGUUCCAAAGCUUAACACGGCAGCUCCUAACUUACUGCAUCAGCUCCCAAGCUUUCGGCAUCAGCUUCCAAAGCUUACGGCGGCAACUCCCAAGCUUUCGACAUCAGCUUUCGAAGCUUACGGCAGCAACUCCUAAGAAACGGCAUCAGCUCCCAAGCUUACGACAGCUCCUAAAGCUCCAACGGCAUCUUCCAACUCUUGCGUUGCCGAACGGCACCCCACAGGUGACACUUCUCCAGCGCCUUUUCUCAAGGCCAUGCCGAACGACACUUUUCACUUACGACGCCAAGGCUACCUGCUGGCACCUCAUGAAGAAUAAACAGAAUCAGCUCCCAAGCUUUCGGCAUCAGCUUCCAAAGUUUACGUUGGCAGCUCCUAAGUUUUCAGCAUCAGCUUCCAAAGCUUACAGCGGCAGCUCCUAA